GGGAUCGCCGGAGAGACGCGAGACGGGAUGCGAGAGCGCGCGUAGGUGUCGGCGCCGCGGGUACAGCGAGAGACGGCGGAUCGAGCGUCAAAUUCCAGCCGUGGCUCAUCAGAUCCCGAGUUCCGGAGACACCGCGCUCUCCCCCGAGAUGUCUAGCGGCGACGUGCGCGUGCUCCGCCGUGAGCCCGGCCAGGAGAGCCCGAGGAUGCCGGCCUGGAAGAGGGAGAUUCUGGAGCGGCGGAAGGCGAAAGGCAGCGGGGCUGCAGCAGCAGGUGCGUCGGAUGCUGCUCCGUCUCCGAGUGGAGCCGCAUCCCGGCUGAACGGCGAAGUUGAAGUAGCGCCGGGCGAAAACGGCGCCUCGGCGAGCAAAGAGGCCGCCGGCGCAGCCAGGAACUACACCGUCACCACGGCCGGCCAGCACUUCGCCGUGAAGCGGGGCAGCAGCAGCGCCGCCGCCUCGCCGGAGCUCUCCCCGGUGAAGACAAAGAAAGAGCCGUGGACGGAGGAGCGGGAGCGGCUCGUGCUGCAGGACAGCCUGGGCCCCCUGCAGGAGAACCCGUUCAUCAAGCUGGAGAGGGAGCGCAGGCGGCGCCAGGAGCGCGAGGGCGCCGCGCGGCCCGUGCAGCACAUCCUGGAGCUGUACGGCAGCGUGCCCGGCAUCCGCACCAUCCGCGCGGACAACAUCAUCAUCAUCGAGUCGGACCCGGAUUACUUCCCGGAGGGCGGCGGCGGCGGCGGCGGGGGCAAAGCGGGGAGCAGGGGGCAGCAGAAUGGCACGGUGAGCUCGUACAGCUCCCUCAACGACCUGAUAGACCGCCGGGGCAGCGGCGUGACCGAGAUUCGCGCCAAGGAAGUGGUCAUCUACGACUCGUCCCUGAGCAAGAGCGAGGAGAACCUGAGCACGCUGGGGCGGCCCGGGCCCGACGGCUCGGGGGGUCCGGUCGAGGGCCAGGGCAGGGUGAGCCGCAUGCUGCAGAAAUUCGACCGCAACUUCGGCAAGCUGCAGCCCAAGUCCCGCAGCACGGAGAACCUGCUGGACCUGGACGGCGGCCCCAUCCGGCCGAGACCCUGGGCCCCGCAGCAGCGGUCGCACCCGGUGCCAAAACCUGCCGGGAGCCCGGAGCGUUCGCGGUCCGCCGCGGUCUUCCAGAGCUCCGGGUCUUCCGAGGCAGAUGAGCUGGGGAGAGGCAGCCCCCAGCCCGCCGGCUCCCCCCAGUCCGUGUCUUCCUUCCGGCGGCGCUUUGAGGUGUGCGGGGGGCCCGGCCCGGAGGAGGCAGACGGGCCCCGGGCCGGGACCCCGCGAGAGAGGGACGCGGAGGGCCCCUCCAAGCCCAAGGUGCCAUGCUCCCCGGAGAAACGCUGCUACCGUGCCGAGUCUCCUGCCUCCUGCUCCCCCCCUGACUCGCCUCCCUCGCCCGGCUUCGAGUUCCGCCCGUCGCCACGGCCCGACCUUUCGGCCCUCCCGGCCGGAGACAUCCAGGCCCGAGCGCUUGCCAACCUGCGUCUCCAGUCUCGCAACUCCUUCAUGGUGAUUCCCCGGCGCCGUGGGCCUGUGGCCUCCCCGGGCAACACGGCUCCCUCAAGCCCCGUGCGCUCGCCACCCUCCCCCACCCCGCUUCUGAGCAUGGAGGAGGUGACCCCUGUGCCAAUCCCAGCCACCCCUCCGCCCACACCGCCCGUCUCCAAGAAGCUGGAGGGCGAGAGAGCCAUCAGGCAGGCCAAAGUAGAGCCCCCGGAAGCGGACCCUCCUGCCGGCGUCGAGCCGCCCGCCUCCCCGCUGCCACCCUUGCGGGGCAUGCCAGAGUCCCCGGCGACCGAGCACCUACCCGUCACCAACAUCGACGACGUCGAGGUGGGACCUCCUCGUCCUGCCCUAAGCCCCGUGGUGCAACGGCGAUCGGGCAACACCUUCACGGUGGUUCCGAAGCGCAAACAGGAGCCGCAGCCUAACUCUCCAGAGCCCCAAGAGCCCACCUCCGGAACCCCAGGCACCUCCACACCCCCUGGGGCCCCGUACAGCCAGCUGGGGUCCCUCUUGAAGAAACGGUACCCUGCCGUGGAGGAGAUCGAGGUCAUCGGGGGCUACCUCUCCCUCGGCCGCUCGUGCCUCUCAAAGACCGGAUCCACUGGCAAGAAGCAGCUGAAGAUCUCCUUCAACGAGACGAGCCUGUCCAGCACCUUCGAGUAUCCCUCGGAGAGCAGCCUGUGGGGCGACGAGGACGACGAGGACGACGAGGAGGAAGGAGAGGAGGCCAAGGUGGAGCACGCUGCCGUUCCGCGAUCCAGUUACACGAGCUCCCCUACGCAGACCACCAGCAGCGGCACUGAUCUGUCAAACUACACUCCGAAACACUCUGUAGACUUCAGCGUCUGGCAGGAACGCAAGAUGGAUGAAGCCGUUUUCCCCGGGGACUCGGAUUCCAGGCAGACAGAGUCGUCCACAGAGGAUGUGAUGCUCACUCCAGCAGACAGCGCGUCCCUCUCUGACUUCAGCAGCGAACCUGCUCUUUACUUCUGAAGCGAACGGCACCGCGGAGCUCCAGCCACUUCCUGCCAGCGGCAGCCCACGCGGCAGACGCGAUGCCACGGGGGGAAGACCCGGACGAACCGGGACCACGGCUCGACUGCAAGGUGACCUCGAGUUAGCCGCGAAGGAAAGCACAGCUGUUCUGCAGUCCAGACCCUACCGACCCCUCCAUCACUUCCCAACCUCAACGAGAGAUGGAACUUUUCUUGGCCUUUGUGAACAGAGCAGUAUGGUCUCCUAACAGUUGGACAGUUCAAAACGAACCCAUCCAUUUGAGCUGUCGUCAUUACCUGACUUCCCACUGGCAGGGAAGGUUCCACCAGGAUCCAGCUGUGAUUUUUAGAGUCUCCCAUCCAAACCUUUAAUUACCUCUUUAUGCAACCAUGCGUGUUCUGGAAGUUCUGGCUGAAAGACUUACAAAAGGCAGCUGGUCUCCUUUGACAAUGCAGAGGAGAUGUGCUUUCAGACACCAACGCGGGGAAUAUGUAGCAGCCAAGUUCCUCAAGCAGAGCCAGAGGUGAGCACCUGGAGGUUUGCGCGGUCUGCGAAUGUAAAGCAAACAUUCCACGUCAAGAACGGAUCAAGGGGGAAAGAGAGGAACAAACAGAAAAGCGAAGACGAAAACAGAGGACUUCAAUGCUGAAACGGUGCCACAAUACUAGCUGUGUUGUUUUUGUAUAUGCAUGCUCUGAUUUCUGUUCACCCCACAGCCCUACUGUACACCCUCCCGUGAGGAUCUCAUUUAAAAAAAAAAAAAAAAAAAA
This is a messenger RNA of Scleropages formosus (Asian bonytongue), 3291 nucleotides long. It is a transcript of the gene tprn, whose product is annotated as taperin. The coding region runs from base 149 to 2518 and encodes 789 amino acids. The transcript is spliced from 4 exons. The record is from RefSeq and is a predicted model, not a curated record. Gene Ontology annotation, molecular function: phosphatase binding. NCBI's taxonomy places the organism in Eukaryota, Metazoa, Chordata, Actinopteri, Osteoglossiformes, Osteoglossidae.